CCCCGGGCCCCGCAGCGGGACCCGCGCCCCGCGAUGGCUCGGGUGGCGCAGCGCGGCGCCGGGUGCCCGCCGUCCGCCCGCUGAGACGCGCCCGGCUGGGGACCCGAGGGGCCUGGGCGCUCCCCGCCGAGCCCUUCCCCCUUCUGGGAGCUCCGCGGCUGCUUCCCGGGGGCGAGGGGCCGGGGGGCUGAGACAAAGCCCACUUUGUGCGGGGAGCUGACCGCGGGCGUGGAAUGUGCGCGUCGGCGCGCGCCCCCUCCCCGCGCCCCGCUAGCGGCGGGUCUUGGCUCCCGGACUCAUCACCUCGGAGAAUUCGCACCCCCUCGCCGCCCUCCCGUCCUGGGGUCCCGGCUCGGAGCUGAGGGGGCCUGGAGUCACUUCGGUGCCCCCCAGAGCACGCGCAGGUGUGAACGUGCGAUAUUUUGUAGAGGAAUUUGUUCUCUCCAAAACUGGAACCUGGGGCAUCCGUGCCUUGACCCUUUCUGUGGCCGCAGGUCUGAGCUGUCUGGCCUCAGUUUCCCUGACUUUUCUCCUCUCUGCCAGUGCAGACUGCUGCCCGUUAUUGUUCUCGCUGUCAAAUGGGGAUGCUUUGUGAAGGCUGCCAAGUUCGGGGGUGUUCUCUUUAUCCCGUUUUUCAAACAGAACGAGGCUUCUAAGGCUGACUCCGGACAACCAACCCCCCCCACACACACCCCCCCCCCCAACCUCGUUGAGGCACUGAUUUUUUUUCUUAUCUAGUAGUAGUUUAUUGUACUGGAGCCACGCCCUGGUUUCUUAAAGGCGCCGUGCACUCUUUUGGCCAUGUGUUGUCUCUGCAGCUGGUGUGUGGGAGGCCUCCUGUGAGCCACCUACUUUUUCCUGCCUCCUGAUACAUUCUCCUGCCCCCGUCAAGAAUUUGGGGAUGCCAGGGGGGAAGAAGGUGGUCGGGGGUGGCGGCAGCAGCAGUGCUGCCCCCACUGCCCCUGCGGCCCCCUCUGGGGUCAGGCGCUUGGACACCAGCGAGGGGGCCUCAGCCCAGAGAGACGAUGAGCCAGAGGAGGAAGGAGAAGAGGACCUGCGAGAUGGAGGCAUCCCCUUCUUUGUCAACCGGGGUGGGCUGCCCGUGGAUGAGGCCACCUGGGAAAGGAUGUGGAAGCACGUGGCCAAGAUCCACCCCGAUGGAGAGAAGGUGGCCCAGCGGAUCCGUGGGGCCACAGACCUGCCCAAGAUCCCCAUACCGACUGUGCCUACGUUCCAGCCCUCCACACCCGUCCCUGAGCGCCUGGAAGCCGUGCAGCGCUACAUCAGGGAGCUGCAGUACAAUCACACAGGGACACAGUUCUUUGAAAUUAAGAAGAGCAGACCUCUGACAGGGCUGAUGGACCUGGCCAAGGAAAUGACCAAAGAGGCCCUGCCAAUCAAAUGCCUGGAAGCCGUGAUCCUGGGAAUUUACCUCACCAACAGCAUGCCCACCCUGGAACGCUUCCCCAUCAGCUUCAAGACCUACUUCUCAGGGAACUACUUCCGCCACAUCGUGCUGGGGGUGAACUUCGGGGGCCGCUACGGCGCCCUGGGCAUGAGCCGGCGCGAGGACCUGAUGUACAAGCCGCCGGCCUUCCGCACGCUCAGCGAGCUCGUGCUGGACUACGAGGCCGCCUACGGCCGCUGCUGGCACGUGCUGAAGAAGGUCAAGCUGGGCCAGUGUGUGUCCCACGACCCGCACAGCGUGGAGCAGAUCGAGUGGAAGCACUCGGUCCUGGACGUAGAGAGGCUGGGCCGCGAGGACUUUCGCAAGGAGCUGGAGCGGCACGCCCGCGACAUGCGGCUCAAGAUUGGCAAAGGGACCGGCCCUCCCUCCCCAACCAAGGACCGGAAGAAGGACGUGUCCUCCCCCCAGCGGGGCCAGUCCAGCCCCCACCGCAGGAACAGCCGCAGCGAAAGGCGGCCUUCGGGUGACAAGAAGCCUUCCGAGCCCAAAGCCAUGCCAGACCUCAACGGGUACCAGAUCCGAGUGUGAGGCGGGUGGCAGCGCCCCGGCCUCGCACACCUCUGCGGGCCAGGAUCCACCUGCCAGAACCGGCCUCGGUCACUCAUGGGGAGGGGGGCAGGUGAUGGGCGGGGCAAGGGGCAGCAGGAAGAGCGUGUCCGAGCUCAGCCACCCAGGCUGCUGCCCCUCCCGCUGGGCCAGGCCCCCUAACUUUGGGCCGAGAGGCAGUUAGUGUUGUAUUUGGAGGUUUUAACUCAACAACUGAAGUUUAAGGUAUUUGGGAAAAACUUAAAAUGAAUGGAUCUGCCAGUGGCUGGAAGGCUAAUGCUUAGGAGAUCUAAGUGCCAUGGGGCUCAGCAAGGAGGGGUUACUGGCUCUGCUGGUGCCCCUGCCCCUGGCGUCCCUCUGGGAUUUGGCUCCAUCCUAUCUACGGGAAACCUCCCAGCCCCACUGGUCCUGUGGCGGGACGGUGGUGCGCGGGGGGAGGGACGGAAGUGUUUUUUCAGUUAUUCCUGCCCUGGCAGGAUCUUGACCCAGGGAAAGGGAACCAGGGUAGGAAUCACACUAGGAAAGGUCGCUGUGGCCCAUAUCUAGAGCUUGGCACAGGCCACACCUGCCCCAAGAGUGGGAGCCCCUGGCCCUGGAGAGCCCCAUGGACGGUGUAUGGGGGCCGACACUGCCUAUUGGCACAGCCCCGUGCUGGGGUGGGUUGUGGGCGAGCCCAGGAGCGAACCACAGGGGACGAGUUCCCGGGCCCCUGCUUGUCUCCUUGUUCAGCCCAGCUCUGCCUGUUGCUGAAGCCGGGGGCUCCCUGCAGAGGGGCUGAGCUUUGCUGAGGGCCCAGAGUUGCGCUGGGCUCAGAAUGACUGUGGGGACUGAGCAGACCUGGGGGGUUCAGGAACCAUGGCUGCGGAUGGGGUGGGACACUCAGGCCUGGGUCUGGCCCCCGGCAGCCCCCGGGGUGGACACUGCUGCUCCCCUCUUUCUCUUACCUCAGCACUGGCUGGGGAAAUGAAGACCAGACCAGGAUGCUUGUGCCCCGGGCCCGCCUGCUCUCAUCUGGCGGCCUGUCUGGGUUUGGGGGUCCUCGGGAUGGUCAGGGGAAAACCUAAACAGCUGGAGUCUGCACAGCCUGCACGUCAGGCAUGAGAUAGCUGGUAGGCAAGUGAGAAUUUGUAGAGAAAGGUUGGCUGGGGGAACGUUCUGGUGGCUCAAGCAACAAGGAGGUGUGUAGAGCAAGGGUGCAGUGUGGCCAUGGAGGAGGGGCAGAGCCAGAGAGCUGGGGGGUGUAAGUGAGAAAAGGAUGUGGGGGAGAGUUUAGAAUCAGGCUGCCUUGGGGAUUAGUGAGUUCCCUAUUACUGGAAGUAUUCAAGCAAAGACUAGAUGGCUCCUUGUCAGAGGUCUGUAGAGGGGAUUCAGGUUAUGGAAGGGUAGCUGGAUGAGAUGACUGUUAGGUUUCUUUUUACUGAGAGGCAGGGGCAGCUGGCUGUAAGGCUGCAGGGUCCUGGGGCCUGGAAGAGGGAAGAUCAGAACUAGAGUUGUCAACUCAAAUGCCUACAGGGCCAGGUGAUUAAAAGGAGAGCUGCAGGGCUGGGUGGGAACUGUGGCCAACUAAGGAGGGCAUACCCCGUAAAGUGGCUGCUGCUGCUCAGCUUUCUCAGAGCGCAGGCCCUGCCUUGCCAGACUGUCUGAUAUUUUUCAGAGGCCAGAACUCCGAAUUUUUACGUGAAAUACCUGAUUUUGAAAUGUUGGCAGUCGGUUCAGAAAAUUUAAAAACCCAACAUGAAAGAGAAUGCCAAUUUGUAAUCUCUGAAGGAGAGCGAGCUUGUGCUGGGGAGAAGUCCACAGAGAUACUUAGAGAUGGCUGUGAAAGUUCUAGGCCUCCUGGAGCAGCCUGGGCCGGAGCAGCUUCCACGUCACCGAGGCCCCUCCCAGAGUGGGCAGCUGCCCGUGUUCAUCCUGCUCACUCUCCCUGCAGACCAGAGACAGAUCAGAGACCCCCUGCGGCUGCUGUGUCAGCAGAGGGAGGGGAGCAGAAUAGAGAGAGUGCGGGCCUCAGCCUGGCAGGGCGAUGGAGGGUGCCUGAGAAUCAGAGAAGGAGGGAGGGAGGGACAGGAUGCCUGUGCUGAUGUGAGUGCCUGUCAGGGAAGGCACCAGGGGCUGGCAGCUCUUCCAACCAGCAGCUCUUGGCCUAGAGCCAGGCCCAGGAGCAAGGCCAGCUGGUCAGUCCCUUGCCUCGCCAACUUCCUAAUGGGGUCAGUGGGCCCUGGGGAGGUGCCCGACCUUCCCCAGUGCCACACCCCGGCCAGACCAAUCUGAGGGGCAUUGUGACCCCUGAUUCACCAUCCCAUCCCAUCCCAGCUUUCGGGGAGCACAGAUGGUGGUCCCUGUCUUUCCACAUUCGCCUGAGGCAGAGAUGGCUCACUUUGGGAGGCAUGAGGCUGAAAACGAGGCCUUUUCUGGGUCUGAAAGUGGGUGCUCCCUGUGGGCUGUUCGUAGGCAGGGGAAUGGCCCCAGAUGCCCCUGUGCACAACAGUGCUUGAGGUGAAGAGGUGUGCGAGGGAGCUGGGGUCAGGGAGCUGGGGAAGCUGCUCCUGUGGGGGAGCCCAGAAGCCUCUGACCCACAGGCUCCUUCCCGGAGUCUUGGGGAGGAGGAAGCCGAAUGAAGCCCCGUACCCUACUGUGUCUGCCAGCAAGGGAGCUGAUGACCCCACACGCAUAAGCCCCUAGCACUCCCCUUCCUAGCGGAGACCUCGGCCUGUGGGGACCACCACAGGAGACAGUGGUGCUUUUUAGUUUAUUUUUAACUGUUUCUCAUAUGUAGCAACCUCUCCUCCCCACGCGGGCGGGCGUGUUUACACGGGCUCUGCUCCCUGGGGCUGCCUGGCUGCAGAGUUUCCGGGGACGCAGAGGCAGGGACUUUGGGGCCUUAGUCACCAUCACCUCAUCUCACUUCCCGUGAGGGACAGGGGCUCGCUCCCCCACCCCCUACCCCGCUCAGGACUGCCUUCUAGCACUCAGCCAGGCCCCUCUGCUCGUGGGGUGGGGGCUGCCGGCUGAGGAGGGGCCAAGGUGAGGUCAGAGGAAGCGGCUUGAGGGUGGGUCGCAUGGGGGUGAUCACGUGGUCUCCCCAAAGCCUGGCUCCUGUGCUGAGGGCUGGGUCAGAACACUGGGAAGCUGGGUAAGAGAGCCUUCCCACCCACCUGACUGCCGGUCCUCUCCCUCCCAUGGCCUCAGCACAUUGUCACGUCCCCUCACCCAUCACGCCAGCCGCCCCAUCCUUCCUGGGCGUGGCCAAGGGGGGAUAGCAGCAGCCCCCGGCCCAAGGGCCGAGAUGAUGAAGCCUAGGGCUCUGAGCAGAAGAAAGAGCCUGAGGUUGGCCUUAUCUGGUUUCCAGCCCUCUCUGUCAUCUCAUGCCCCACCCCUUCCAGCUUCGACUUGACUUCCUGGCUCUGGGACAGUCUGAUUCUGGCCAGUAGUGUGCCCAGAGGCCUGUGUGCCCCUGUGCGCCUGGUUCUCUGCUGGGAUGUUUUCUGGUUUAGCUGUGUUGCAUCCCCAGGCCCACCCUCUGGCUUCAGAAUGCAGGGCCGUGCGAGCUGGGCCUGCAUAUUGACUGUGUUCUUUGUGCAAGAGCUCGACUGUGUUGAAAUCCCCACGUCCCUGUUCCCACUGAGAACCGGGUGUGAAGGGCAGGGAGAGGAGUGUGCGUUGGGAGGCAGGAGGUCUGUUCCAGGCCAGGCAGCACUGCCCAGUGCUAGCUGCCAGUCCGUCAGGAUUGACCCCUUGCCCCGUCUUGGUGCUCCGGAGUCCGAGUUUCCCUUCUUAAAGCCUGAUGAGAGACGCAGCCAGUGUGUUUGUCCCGGAGACCUGGUGAUGGCGCCGCCCCCUCCCUUAACUUUGUGUUGGGCUGCGUGUGGUCCUAGGCUUUGUUCUUCUCAUAUCAGUAUUGCCCUCCCCUUUCACUUUUACACUUCGUCUCAUUCCUGUUCUCACUUUCCCCUGAAAUGAAUAAAGUGCCCCCAGCUCCGCUGUGUGCGCUGGGCGGAAACCACUGCA
Equus caballus (horse) is the source of this 6022-nucleotide messenger RNA. The record is from RefSeq and is a predicted model, not a curated record. NCBI's taxonomy places the organism in Eukaryota, Metazoa, Chordata, Mammalia, Perissodactyla, Equidae.